GGGAUGUCAAUGGUAGAACUUCUAAUAUAAUUAUGAAUAAAAGAGAUCAAGAAGAGGACGAUGAGAAACAAACAAAGCGAGUUCGUUUUAAUGAAGAAAGGUUAAAAAAGAAAUUAUCAAAAAGGGGAGAUACUUUACCAGAUGGAACAAAAAUUAAGAAAUCGGCUCCUCUUAACCUGCUUCCAUCAGAAACUCUCGAUUCUAUACUUAGUAGUCAAAAAAAAUGGAUUCUGCCCUCUGCGGAAAAUGUUGGUGACAUUAUUGCCAGAAACGUAUCUGCGAAUGCAAAGGCAAUUCAAAAAAAGAAGAAAACAUCAGCAAUAGAAAAAGCCAUAUUACGUUACGGAUCAUCACGAAUAAUUGAUUUAUCAACAAGUACGAAGGAUUGGUUCUCUGUUGAUGACAGGAAAUUCAUGAUUAAAAAUCACAAUGCUAUAUUACAAGUUCCUCGCAUGGCAGAUGAAGAAAUCUCAUUUGUAACUACAGUUGAGAAUUUGGUAUUUGAGGAAAAAGCGAAUGAGGCGUACAAGUUUUGUAUCAAGACGCACUUUAAUUCCAAGGAGAACAGCUACUUGUACAAACUUAGGGCGAGUCUUUUUGUCAGAAGUAUAGAAUACAUCAAGGGUCGAAAAUGUGAUGUACGAUUUUUAUCAACAUCAGGAGUAGAUUUAGGAGAGUGGGAGUUCGCGUCAAUAUUAACAGCACAAAAGGCGAUUCGUGACCGUUACCGAUCUGCUCGCAUAAACCAGUCGAUUUUAAAUAGCUUGUUAAAUCGUAACCUGAAUGAUGAACAGGCGAAAAAAAUCAAUGUUCCUUUUUUGCAGGUUGGCGGUACGAGUGGUCAAAUGUUGGUUGAAAAUCUAGUUGAGGGUUUUAUGUUGUCUUUCCCGGAUCGACAUUUGAAUUUCCCACAAAACUGCAACAUAUCGAUCGAAAAUCUAAAGUUGGCUGUUAAUAUUAUUAAGUUUGUUAUGGAAAAGUACAACCAAACGAAAAAGAUAGUGGAAAGUAAAGUACACAUAAUGCGCUUGAUGAUAUUUUCAGCAACAAUAGCGAUCCUUGAGCAAACAUGUCCAUUGUAA
Messenger RNA from Funneliformis mosseae, 1082 nucleotides. Lineage: Eukaryota; Fungi; Glomeromycota; Glomeromycetes; Glomerales; Glomeraceae. The record is from the annotation of a GenBank genome assembly.